This is a messenger RNA of Myzus persicae (green peach aphid), 2161 nucleotides long. RefSeq lists its product as uncharacterized. The record is from RefSeq and is a predicted model, not a curated record. The coding region runs from base 255 to 1904 and encodes 549 amino acids. Lineage: Eukaryota; Metazoa; Arthropoda; Insecta; Hemiptera; Aphididae. The transcript is spliced from 5 exons.
AAGUUAUAUUAUGAAAGUAUAAUAUAUUUAGAACAUAUUAAUUAAUUCUUGAACAUUAUAUAUUUUUAAGCUCAUAUGCCAUUGUAUAAUAUACAUAGUAGUAGGUAUUAACGGUAUCAACGUAUUAUUAUGUCCAUCAAAAAUUCAAAAAGAGAACUAACUACUAACUAACCUACUAGGUAAUAAGUUUCAGAAGUAACAUUCAACAAUUUAUAUCUUGAACCUACUUUAUUUUAUCAAGAAGUCAAUCAAAAAUGUUUUCAAGAAAACAUCUUUUUGCAGAGGUUUUUACUAAGUCAUUAAUUUCAGUUAAUUCUAAUUGUUAUUUUAAAACAUUAAAUCAAGUUAAAAACUAUUCGACUUUUCAUAAGUGGACAUUAGAUUAUUUCAGAAACGAACCUAAUUACAAUAAGUUUGUUUUAAAACAAUCCAUAACUGAAGACAAAAAAUUUCUUUGCAACUCUAUCAAUUUAAAUACAACUCCUACUGAUGAAUUACUUAUGAACUAUUUUUCAUUAAAAAAUGUUUCCAAUAAUGAAAUUGAUAAAGAACUAGCAAAUCGAGUAAAUAAUAUGUCAAUCAAUCAGAUCCUUGCGUUAAUGGAUGUCUGUUUAUCUGGAAAAGCCCAGUUUCACAAAAACUCAAGUUCAUUUAAAAAAUGUAUUGGAUUAAUGGAUGAGUUAUGGUUUCGAAGACCUGACUUAACUACUUCACAAACUAUACAGUUGAUUUAUUAUGUGAGUAUAUACAAAAGUAAAUCAAAACAAGUGGUCGAGUUUGGAUUACAGAAACUAAUGAAUGAAAUUGAUUAUUUGAAAAAAUUAACUGAUGAAGAAUUAAGUGUUAUAGCUGUGGCAACAUACAAAACUAGUGCAAAAGUUUAUGAUAAAAUGCUAAGAAUAUUUGCCUACAGGGUAGAAAGAAACUUGGAUAAUCUCAUACAAAAUCCUUUAAAUUUUGUUUCUAUGAUUAAACCUCUGAAAAAAGCAAAGUAUCAUGACCCUAUAUUAUUAACCCAACUAAUAAAUGCCUUUAGUAGUAAUAAAAAUAACAAAGUCUUAGAAGAUGUGACUAGUAGCAUUCAUCUCCUUACAUACUUUGCAGAUGCAAAUUGUGGUGAAGUAGACUUUUUGCAACAAUUGAUUGAUUCUAUUGGGAAUAUUAUGAUUACAGAUCAUUUAAAACAUUACCGAAUUAAAGAUGUUUCUAACUAUGUUUUUUCAGCCAGUUACUUAGGUCUAGCUCCAAAGAAUCCUGAUGUGUGUAAAAUGAUAAUUAAUUUCUUAGAGGACAUUUUUAACUCUAAAGAUAAAUGUGAAAAAAUGUCCAAAACAUUAAUAGGAAUGUGCUUAUCAAUGUGGAUGUUGAAUUAUAAACCAAUACAAUUGAUGCAGUUUAUGUUUUCUGAAGUACCUGUUGCAGCUUUAAGAAUGCCCAAUGCUCACAAACAAGAUAACAGACUCAAUCUUUUGUUAACAUGUGCUCAUAUUGAACAGCCCGAUUUAAUAAUAGGGCAUCAAUUAAUUAAAGAAACCACUUACUCCAUGCCUGAUCCUUCCAAACAUUUAGCGGAACGUCCAUUCUUGGUAUUGGUGUAUCAAUCCCUGCAGAAAUCAUCUCAUAAAUUGGAUAUAAUGAAUGUAGAAUAUAUUUUCAGUAUACCUUACUUGAGAAUACUAGGAAUUAAAAUUAUAAGAAUGAAUGGUGAAAUCAUUUAUGUAGAAGUUUUGGAUAAUAGUAAUUGUCUUUAUGAUACAUUAAUUCCAAAUGGUAUGAUGAAACUCAAAUUUCGUCUUCAGUCAAAGUUAAAUUUUGUUGUUAUUAAAGUGAACCAUAAAGAAAAUACAUUGCAAAAUCCAAUAAAAUUGAAACACCACUUGGAGUCAUUACUAUCCAACAAAUAAAAAACUUUUUAAAUAUUGAUAGUAAGAUUAGUUGCUUUUCUAAAUUGGUUAUUGUCACAUACAUUCAUAAAUAAAUUAUUAUUAAUCAGGUAAUAAGUAAUUAUAAAUAAAAAAUGAAUUAUUAUUAAUCAUCAGCUAAUAAGUAAUUAUAAAUGAACAAUUACCUUAUGUAAAUUCUGCUAUAAUUUCUGAGUAUUUAUUAACUAAUUUCUGUUGUGAAUAUUAUUUUAAAAAAUAAACUUUUUCCAUAUAUUAAA